Molecule: messenger RNA, 2090 nt
Organism: Hevea brasiliensis (rubber tree)
Lineage: Eukaryota; Viridiplantae; Streptophyta; Magnoliopsida; Malpighiales; Euphorbiaceae
Product: hexokinase-1
Exons: 9
Coding region: 268-1764 (498 amino acids)
Biological process (GO): glucose 6-phosphate metabolic process; glycolytic process; intracellular glucose homeostasis
Cellular component (GO): mitochondrion; cytosol
Molecular function (GO): D-glucose binding; glucokinase activity; fructokinase activity
Source: RefSeq, a predicted model, not a curated record
CAUAUUAAUACUCGUACACAGCCAACAAAAACAACAAGCGAACCAUUUUUACACUCAUUUCCCGAGAAAAUCCUGCUGAAUCCCAGAGAAAAUCGUUUCCCUUUCUUUUUCUUUUUAAUUAUAUACUAUAAUAAUAUAAAUCCCUCUAUUGCCUCUAUCUUCAUCUCAACAUCUUAAAAGAAUAAAAAAGAUCCAACGGGAGCAAGCCAUCAGACAUUUCGUAUUUUACAGAGGCAGGUGUGAGCUGUUUUAUUGCUGCUAGUGCUCAUGGGAAAGGUGGCGGUGGGUGCGGCGGUGGUCUGUGCGGCGGCUGUCUGUGCUGCGGCGGCCCUUGUGGUCAGGCACAGGAUGCGCUGUUCGGGGAAGUGGGCCAGGGCCAUGGCCAUACUCAGGGAGUUCGAGGAAAAGUGUGGGACCCCCUCAGGAAAGCUACGCCAGGUGGCUGAUGCUAUGACCGUUGAGAUGCAUGCCGGUCUUGCAUCGGAGGGUGGAAGCAAGCUUAAGAUGCUCAUCAGCUACGUUGACAAUCUUCCUACCGGGGAUGAGAAGGGGCUGUUUUAUGCAUUAGACCUUGGUGGCACAAAUUUUCGUGUUCUACGGGUGGUAUUGGGUGGGAAAGAUGAUCGUGUUGUCAAAAAAGAAUUUGAGGAAGUUUCAAUUCCUCCACACUUGAUGACUGGAUCUUCAGAUGCUUUGUUCGAUUAUAUUGCUGAAGCACUUGCUAAAUUUGUUGCUAAAGAAGGUGAAGGUUUGCAUCCUUCGCCUGGUCAACAAAGGGAACUGGGCUUUACCUUCUCGUUUCCAGUUCGGCAAACAUCAAUAGCAUCAGGAAAUCUUAUAAAAUGGACAAAAGGCUUCUCCAUAGAGGACACGGUCGGGCAGGAUGUGGUGGGGGAGUUGACAAAAGCCAUGAAAAGAGUUGGCCUUGACAUGCGUGUGGCUGCUUUGGUCAAUGAUACGAUUGGAACAUUAGCUGGAGGUAGAUACUGCAACCAGGACGUUAUUGCUGCUGUAAUCUUGGGAACUGGAACAAAUGCAGCAUAUGUAGAGCGAGCACAAGCAAUUCCCAAGUGGCAUGGUCUUCUACCUAAAUCUGGAGAAAUGGUUAUCAACAUGGAGUGGGGUAACUUUCGGUCAUCACACCUUCCAUUAACAGAAUAUGAUCAAGCCCUGGAUGUUGAGUCUCUGAACCCUGGGGAACAGAUUUUUGAGAAGAUAAUUUCUGGUAUGUAUUUGGGAGAGAUUGUACGCAGAGUUCUAUUGAGAAUGGCUCAGGAAGCUGACUUCUUUGGUGAUGUUGUUCCACCAAAACUGGAGAUUCCAUUUAUCUUAAGGACCCCACACAUGUCUGCAAUGCAUCAUGAUACAUCUUCAGAUCUUAAAGUUGUUGGAAGCAAAUUAAAGGAUAUCCUAGAGAUAUCAAAUACCUCCCUGAAAAUGAGGAAAGCUAUUGUUAACCUCUGUGAUAUUGUUGCCACUCGUGGUGCCCGGCUAUCUGCUGCUGGAAUCGUAGGCAUCAUCAAGAAACUGGGAAGAGACACAGUGAGGGAUGGGGAAAAGCAGAAGUCAGUAAUAGCGUUGGAUGGUGGGCUGUUUGAGCACUAUACUAAAUUUCGUAUCUCCAUGGAGAGCACUCUCAAAGAGUUGCUGGGAGAGGAAGUUUCUGAAAGCAUCGUUGUUGAGCACUCAAAUGAUGGCUCAGGCAUUGGAGCGGCUCUCCUGGCAGCUUCCCACUCCCAAUACCUGGAGGUCGCAGAAGCUUAAUAAAGUAUAGGCAUAUGAGAAUAUUUUUCAAUUUUUGUAUAUUAGUCCUUUCCCCUCAUAUCACUUACUCCAGAUCAUCUAGAGCUAGUGUUGUCUCUCAGUUUAUAGAGUUUAUAACUGAGUGAUGGAUCAAAUGGUCCCAAUCCCAAGCUUCCAUGCUGAGGCCUGCCUUUUUGAUCCCUUAUCUCCUUUUUUUUUUAUUUUUUCUUUUACUCAUUGACGAGUUAGCAAAUAAAGUGGGGGAUGUAAACUAUUAUUUGAGUUGCUGCAUUCGGCAAAAUAUGUUUGUGGCUUCUAAUGGAAAUAAAAAGUGGAUUUUGCUGUCA